UAUGAAAUUGCAGUUACUGAAGGGGGCCGGGUCCGUUGAAGGAGUUGAGCAUGCUCGGACGAGUAAUUUCGGUUCUGUAGGUUGAUGCCAAAGGCGAUUUUAUUUUUAGCCCGCAGGUGGAGAGGAGGAGGAUCCCGGGAAUAUCUGGUUGUCUGGUGGUGGCUCUGCUGCAGGUGGUGAUCUGUUUUCUUUAGCGGAGCGACAGUGCGGGAGGGGAGGGGAGGGGAGGGGAGGAGAGGGGAGAGGGGAGAGGCGAGGAGAGAAAAGGACUGAAUGAUUGAAAGACAGAAUUUGGGUGCCAAUUGCGGUCCGUUCCAACAGAGAGGAAGACGAGUGAGCGGACUUUCUCAUCAGCAACACAAACAGAUAGCAUAGACUAGCCUAGAGUGUGUGAGUUUGUGCAGUCGCUGCUGGAGAAAGCUCCUCGUCACAAAGACAUCUUAGUUCAUCUAUAGAGAUUUGAUUGCUAGGUAGAUAGAUAGACAGAUAGAUAGACAGAUUAAUCGAUUGACAGCUGCUAUCCGACCGCGGUAGAAUUUUGCACCUAUAGACGGUCAGAGAGAAGCAGAGCGUGGCAGAUCCGACAGACCUUUCGAGGACCAGAGGUGGAGGAAUUGAGGAAGAAUUCUGAGCAGGUGGCGAAGAGCAACAACAACAACAACGACAUUUCUGGGGCAGGAAGGAGCAUGACGAGCUAAUAGGAAUGGGAAAUGGCAUCCAGCAAUAGUGCUGAAGACGAAAAUUCUAGUAGACGGGUUAAUCUUAUAGCAAUGACGACGCCCAAUUUAAACGCUACAGCAACUUUUAAGGCAGGUAUGCUGGAUUUGGAGAGACGAAUGAAUGCUGCAGGCGACAAACGAUCUUGCGUGACAUGCUUUGGCCGACAGAACUCUAUGCACAAUCUCGGAAGACCAUCGCAAGUGCAAAUGUCAGGCAAGAAGAUCCUGAAGGCGCUCUCGUCUUUCUCGUGUAUUUCCAGUAAGAGCAUAUCCAUGUCUAACUCCCCUUCCAAACGCGAACAACAACAGCGCUCCCUCGAUCUCAAGGAUGGCGUUGUCAAGAGAAGUCCCGCUUUUGAAGAUAAAGGCAAAAGCGACCAGCGAAUUCUGCUGAGGAUUGUCAUGUGGGGAGGCCCUAACACUCUACUUCUCCUAGCGCCCUUCGAUGCGCCCGCCGAAAGUGUGAUAGAAAUGGUUCUGGAUUCUUAUGUGAAAGGCGUCGGCCUGCACGAGUGCCAAGAUUACGAGCUUUUUUGCGCUCACUGCAACUCACCUGCUCUGCAUCCGAAGCAGACAAUUGGCAGCGUGGGUUCCAGACAUUUCCUUCUGUGCAAGAAGGGACCCGGCGUAGUUGGGCCCAACUACUUCAACAGCAGCUCUCAAGUUGCCAAACAUUCUCACUCCUCGGUUGGUCACCACCACUCACGACACAACCACAACUCCCACUCUCAUUCGGGCUCCACGGCUCUCUCUUCUCGUUCCCAUUCUUUCCGGUCUCUUAGCCAUUCCAACUCUUCUUUGUCGACGUCGUCCAUGGCCCAACAUGGAAGGUCGCACUGGUGGAACCCUGUAAAAUGUCUCAGUAUCGGUGGCCACCACUAGAUCGAUCAGCUGCCAACUGCCGCUCCUUCAAGCUAUGUAGAACGAUUCUUUUUCUAUCAGGAUCAUCAACCUCUGUAAAAUAUAGCGCUUGACACUGAGGAGAGCUGUGUUCCUGCAUGCUCUUGCAUCUGCUACCCCUACGAAAGAUUCACACCGGCAGGAGGACUUCGCAGUGAAAGUUAUACGACGAGAGUUUUUUCUAUUACCAGUCUCCAGCGUUGCGCUUCACGACCUAUAUACUAUACUUUCAGCAGUUCUGAGGAAAAAGAGUCCAUUAUGUGCGCUUACGAAGUGGUCAGAAGAAGCAUGAGCGAGGGACGACCUGACGGGGCAGCAGCUGUUCGCAGCUCUCGACUCCCCGGCCGGAGCUUCGUGCUGGGGCUCUUCCUCUCACGCUCGCUCGACAUUCUAUUCUCCGGAGGGUGGGCAGAGGGCGAUCGCUGCGCCGCGCUGCGGCGUCGACCCCAUCAUUCCAGCGGUCGAGUCAGUCAGGCACAGCUGCUGCUGGCCAUCAACCUUGAUCAGGUCGGUAAGUACAUCUUCCGUGUGGUGUAUAGCAAGAUGAGCAUAUCCGUCUCCGGCAAGAGACGGACCCAACAGACCAGUCGAUUACCAGGACAGACUGACAAAGAAGGCAUUAGGUGUGUUAGGAGUUUUGCCGAAGGUAGACAAACAGACUUUUAGGAGUAGAACAGAGUAAUCUAGAUGUAGAGUCGUAGAUUAGCGCAGAGCAAGACCGAUAGAAGGACAGAUAGAUAGGCUAGUUUAGUGCAGGUUAGGUAGAUUAGGAGGUUCCAUAAAUAUUGACAUGGUUACGAGCGAGAUGUAGCAGCAGUGGCCAGUGGGUGGGAGGAGUUUGGAUACGAUUUGUCUGGACGACGGAUGAGUCGUCUCGUGGGUGGACUGAUUGGGGUGGGGAGGGGACGGGAGGUUCUGGAUUCCGGAAGUGUUCAUCCCAGUGGACAGGACACUCGUUGACGGAGCUUCGCCAGUCUUCAUGCUCUCACUCUCCCAGUUCUCAGCGACGAUGAUGGCAACAGCAUGAGCUGCCCAAGAAUUCUCAAAGGUGGACUCAAUCUUCAUCCAAACCUCUUCUUCUUUCCACUUCUGCUGCUGCACCAUCUCUCCAAAGACCCUGCAGAGUCUUUUAUAUCUCUCCAGGAGCAACUUCCAGAGACUACGAAUGAUUCUAACAAUGACCCCCAGGUCGACAGCAUUUGGGAGUAAUCAUCCUCUCCCUUCGUGCAGAAAGACAGAAAGAAAGAAGUUACUUAUCUUCGCCUUUUAUCCCUUCUCCAUCAUCAUCAUCAUCAUCACUAUUCUUCAGUUACUCUUCUACAUGUGCGAGUGGAAAGACCAACCGACCAAUUUGUGGGACUUCCUCGAGACCACACCAGCAGAGAGGGAUCGAGCAAGGUUCCCAUGAUUCAAGAGGUUCCGGUCUCUUAGUUGGUCCUGGCUUUCCAUUAACUUCACAAACUUCACUGAAUCUCGGUGUAUUAACUUCACGGUUGUUAGAUUAACGUCACAGUGGUCGUUCUUCGUCUAAAAGACCGACCACCUAAUUUUACCCGUGGCUCUGGUGCCUGUAAUCGCUCCACUUAUUUCAAGAGGAGAGGACACAGGUCUCCACAUCCUCCGAUGAUUUGGAAGAGGAGCGCACGAAUCUUAUGCAUGCCCUGCAAUGCAGUCUUUCGAAUGAUGGCAUAUGACCACAUGUAGCAAGACUGUCUAACUGAAAGUAAUAAGAGACAUACGGACGUUUUGUCUUCUAAUAAGAGCUCUCAUAUUCUGCCAAUCCGUUUGUGAGCGGGAAAUCAGUGGUAGGUAGGGGUAUGAAUGAUCUGUGAACUCGAUUUCUCUCUUUCUCUUCCGCAGCUGUUUACAUCAUUCCUCUAACGUCAUUAUGUCACCUUACCUCACCGAGCUGAUUGUUGUCACUGUCCCCGGUCUGAACGUCGACCACAUGCGAUGAAAAGUCUGGCUCUGGCAUGGAGGAGGACCUGUCGAGCAUGUCAGUGACGGACCUAACUACGAUGUAGACCGCAAAUGACAUACAUGUGAACAGCAACAGUUCCACCCAAGAAAAGAUGUUACAUAGCACUGCAGCAAGACACCAAUUGCACUAGCCACCCACUUGCUUCCAAUCGCAGAUUCCCAACCGUCCUCGACAGUUCAAGCGACUUAGCUCUACCGGAAUGCGUCUAGGAUGGUAGCAAUUCAGUCUAUAGUUCUAUAUCAAAGAAUACUAAGCUCGUGCGGGAAGGUACUUGGAAGGACUGGGCUGUACUGUACAUACCUCCUGCACAGGCUUCCAGGCAAUAUGAAGCAAUUCAGUACUACGUCAGA
Messenger RNA from Marchantia polymorpha subsp. ruderalis, 3950 nucleotides. Lineage: Eukaryota; Viridiplantae; Streptophyta; Marchantiopsida; Marchantiales; Marchantiaceae. The record is from the annotation of a GenBank genome assembly.